CCGCCGGAGGCAGGUCGUGUCCGACGCGGGCCCAGGCUCAGUCCGCGACGAACACUGCGAAGAGGCCGCGGCAGACUUCGUGGCCAAGUCGUGACGUUCGAGAACUGGUGCGGCUUACGUGAUUCGUUUGGGACAGUGAAUAUCUUCUGAAGAAGAUGACACUGCAGACAGGCGUCCAAUUUACGUUCCUGCUGGGUGUGUUUGCCUUAAUGCAGGUGCGGGGCGAGCGCGUCACGCAGGAGGUGUUCUUCGACAUUGCCGUGGGAAAUCGCCUGGAGGGCCGGAUCCAGAUCGGCCUGUUCGGAGACGUCGUCCCACGCACAGUCAACAACUUUGUGCUGCUCGCCACCGAGGGAGCAACACUCGACGGCCACUACGGCCGCUACGAGGGCAGCAUCUUCCACCGAGUGAUCAGGAACUUCAUGAUCCAGGGUGGCGACUUCGAGAGGGGUGACGGCACCGGCGGCUUCAGCGUCUAUGGGCCCACAUUCCAAGACGAGAACUUCCGUCUUCGCCACUCUGGACCGGGUAUCCUCAGCAUGGCCAACUCGGGACGAGACACCAACGGCGCCCAGUUCUUCAUCACCACUGUGCGCGCGCCCUGGCUCGACGGCACCCACGUCGUCUUCGGCAAGGUCACCAGCGGAAUGGACGUGGUGCAUCGGAUCGAGCAUCUGCCGGUGGGUCCCGGCGACCGGCCUCUCGAGGAGGUCCGUAUUCGCCAGUCGGGACUGACCAACACCCCGCCGUUCGAGAUGGACCUCAACGACCCGUUCUUGGACUCCACGUUCUGGAUCAGGUUUGUCGUGAUACCCACGUCGGUGACUCUUGCGCUCGCCUACUUCCUGCGACGCGUAAUAAAAAAGUUCGAGGUCAUCGACGCGGCGUACGAAGAGAUUGCGGAGAAGAGGAAGAGCUUGAUGAAGGAAAUCAAGGACGGUGGAAAGUCCAAGAAAACUGAUCUCCGAUCGAAGACGGAUAAGCAGGAACCAAAAAAGGAGAAAUAAUAGUGCUAGGAGCGGGUCGGCAGCGGUGCCGGUGCCUUCGCUGGUGAUGGUGGUUCUGGCUCUGGUCGCCGGUCGCGGGUGAGCACACGUCUUCACCGAACAAAAGCCACAGCCGCGUCUGAAACCUGCGAACAAGACGGGACCAGCAUCCAACGGCCACUGUCUGCUUUUGAUCCUUGUGACCCUGUCUGGGGCCUUUCCCUCCGGCACCGGCUCGCCUCGGCCCCAGCCAGGGACGCACCGUCCUGUCUGGGAUCCCGAGUCUCCUCCAGAUCCGAGCUGGGGUGACAUGAUUCGGUCUCCGGGCUUAGCCGGCCUCGCAUGUGUUAUCAUGUGUUUGGAUUUGUGCUCGUCCGAAGUGCACUGCGACGUGCGCGUGUUCUCGGGCUGGCGCCGGCAUGGGGACGUGCGCAUGCGCGCCGGAACGUGUGUGUGUGUGCUGAGGCUGGCUGGCCGGGCCUCUCGUGUAUGCUGGACACGAAUCAACUGUUUGUGUUGCCGCGAGGAGUCUGCUGGAUGCAGAGGGCGGCGGCUCCGACCAAGCCGGCGUGAGGCUCGUUCAAUGAUGUGAUGAUGGCGUGAGAGUUACGUCACUCCGUACGUGCGACAUUUGUUCGUGUUGUGUGUGACACCAAAGAAGCAGUUGUGUAACCCUGGCUGCACUUUCUGUCGUGCUGCACUAUACAUCAAACACCAGUAAUCUAAUUAGGUGCAUUAUAGACCAGGGGAAAAUGGCGAAUCCAAGUAUUUCUUGGCUGUAUCUGUAUGGAGGUUCUCCGCAGCACGGUUUGGCUGUCGCCAAAAUGAAAUAUGUACCGUUCGCACGACAUUUUUACCGCGCAUUGUAUUAGCAUGAAGGAGUGCGUGGUAAUCAGCUCGCCACCAUUAUGAAUAGUAUGCCAAGGAUUCCGCAUCGUUCGUCACGACCCCGAACAGAUACUUUGUAGAAAAAACAUUUAAGAGUCAUGUUAUCCGGUUAAUAAACGAUCAACUUGAAACAGACCUCUCUCGGUGAACAAUGAGCUUGUGAAUGUCACACCUUAUAAAAGCUGUAUGAACCGGUUUAGCCAAGUUCAUCGGCGUUAGCAAGAACAAGCCAUUUCAACCACCACAUCCCAACGCUCCCCCGCGGUGUUUCAACCCACUCAGCGCCGCACGCAAAAGCUAAUCUUUCCUCCAGACGAUCAGAAACAUCGACAUUGUCGG
Molecule: messenger RNA, 2213 nt
Organism: Pollicipes pollicipes
Lineage: Eukaryota; Metazoa; Arthropoda; Thecostraca; Pollicipedomorpha; Pollicipedidae
Product: peptidyl-prolyl cis-trans isomerase 6
Exons: 7
Coding region: 156-1007 (283 amino acids)
Biological process (GO): protein folding; protein peptidyl-prolyl isomerization
Cellular component (GO): intracellular membrane-bounded organelle; cytoplasm
Molecular function (GO): cyclosporin A binding; peptidyl-prolyl cis-trans isomerase activity
Source: RefSeq, a predicted model, not a curated record